Messenger RNA from Beta vulgaris subsp. vulgaris (sugar beet), 1735 nucleotides. RefSeq names its product glucan endo-1,3-beta-glucosidase 9. Gene Ontology annotation, molecular function: hydrolase activity, hydrolyzing O-glycosyl compounds. The transcript has 2 exons. The coding region runs from base 89 to 1600 and encodes 503 amino acids. The record is from RefSeq and is a predicted model, not a curated record. Gene Ontology annotation, biological process: carbohydrate metabolic process. Gene Ontology annotation, cellular component: plasma membrane. Lineage: Eukaryota; Viridiplantae; Streptophyta; Magnoliopsida; Caryophyllales; Amaranthaceae.
GCGUGAGAAAGGGAAGGGAGUAGUGAGAGUUGAAGGUGUGGCCACACCAUUAGUUGGAGGUGUGGCCAGCCACAUUUAAAAGUUUGUGAUGUACAAUAUCUCAAUGAUUACUAAAACCAAUCCUACUCCCAUGGCUCCACUUCACCAUCACCACCUGAGAUUUCUGGUAAAUCUGCUACUUCUACUCACCAUUUUCACUAGUGUUCUAAAAGUACAAGUUACAUGUACUUCCAUUGGAGUAAAUUGGGGAAGAAAUUCAUCACACCCACUUCCACCUUCUAAAGUUUUGCAAAUUCUCAAGUUCAACAAUGUCACUAAAGUUAGACUCUUUGAAGCUGAACCUUCUGUUCUUGAAGCUCUUAAAGGGUCCAAAAUUGAUGUUAUUUUGGGUAUUCCAAAUUAUAUGUUACCCAAGUUAAAUUCUUCUUUUAAAGUUGCUCAGAGUUGGGUUCAUGAUAAUCUUACUCGUUAUUUAUCUGAUUCUUCCCCUAAAGUUCGAAUUCGGUAUAUUGCUGUUGGCGACAAUCCGUUUCUGCAAGUUUAUGGUGGACAUUAUAUUCCAUUUGUAGUUGGAGCUGCUACCAACAUUCAAGCGGCAUUAACAAGGGCAAACAGAGCUGACCAGGUAAAGGUGCUUGUUCCGUGUAGUUAUGAUGCCUUUCAGUCGGAAUCUGGCUUGCCUUCGAAGGGGCAUUUUAGAUCCGACCUCAAUAAGACCAUGGUCCAGCUGCUCACAUUUCUCUCAAAACAUAACUCACCAUUUUUAACAAGCAUAUCUCCCUUUCACCUUCUCCAACAGAACAAAAACAUCUCCCUUCACUUCUCUCUAUUCAAAGAAACUUCCCACCCUCGUAAUGAUAAUCACAAACUCUAUGAUAACAGCUUUGACUUGAGUUAUGAUACCCUCAUCACUGCACUAUCAAGUGCUGGUUUUCCCCGAAUGGAUAUCAUCAUUGACCAGAUUGGAUGGCCCACAGAUGGAGCUGUUAAUGCCAAUUCCUCUACAGGUGAAACAUUCAUGAAAGGUUUGUUGAACCAUCUUCGUGGGAAAUCAGGGACCCCAUUGAGGCCCCACAACCCACCAAGUGAAGCAUACCUUCUCAGCCUCUUAGACGAAGAUCAAAGAAGCAUUGCUGAUGGUGGUUUUGAGAGACAUUGGGGAAUUUUCACUUUUGAUGGACAAGCCAAAUACGAGAUUAAUCUCGGUCAAGGUUCAAGAAGCCUUGUGAAUGCCCAAAAUGUGGAGUAUCUCUCUGCCAAAUGGUGCGUUUUAAACAACGACAAAGAUUUGAGCAAUGCCUCAGCGAGUGCCUUAGAUGCAUGUUCAACUGCAGAUUGUAGCGCUUUGUCUCCUGGAGGCUCGUGUUACAACCUUACUUGGCCUGGAAACAUAUCUUAUGCUUUUAAUAGCUAUUAUCAGCAGCAUGAUCAGAGUCCUGAUAGCUGUGACUUUGGUGGGUUAGGCUUGGUUACUACUGUUGAUCCAUCUGUAGAUAAUUGUAGAUUCGUUGUUCUACUAAGGACUUCAUAUGGAGGUAUUCCGCGAGUGCCUUCAUCCAUGUACUUGAUUCUUUUGUCACUGAUGGUAUUUCUGGUAUGAUUAAGUAGUCCUGUAAAUCAGAAGUGUGGCAAGCAGCAAUUUUCAACUGUUCUGUUAGCUGCUACCCAGAGAUUUGAUCUUGAGUUGGUUAGAUACCAAAUCAUUUAUUCAUAUUGUCAUUUUUGUCAUUGUGUA